Molecule: messenger RNA, 2569 nt
Organism: Trichosurus vulpecula (common brushtail)
Lineage: Eukaryota; Metazoa; Chordata; Mammalia; Diprotodontia; Phalangeridae
Product: cytochrome P450 2S1-like
Exons: 10
Coding region: 1-1917 (638 amino acids)
Biological process (GO): xenobiotic metabolic process
Cellular component (GO): cytoplasm; intracellular membrane-bounded organelle
Molecular function (GO): heme binding; oxidoreductase activity, acting on paired donors, with incorporation or reduction of molecular oxygen, reduced flavin or flavoprotein as one donor, and incorporation of one atom of oxygen; iron ion binding
Source: RefSeq, a predicted model, not a curated record
AUGGCUUUAGCUCGAGCAGGCAUAGAGUUCAGCCCACACUCAUACAUGAGGUUACAAGAUUGGCGGCGUCCCGGGGAGGCACGAAAUGCGGCGCUGCUGCUGUUGGCGGGGAGCGGACUAACUAGGGCUGCAGGUGUCCGGCCAGCAAUCGGGCAGCUGGGAGUCAGCCCGAAGGUCGGUGGCACCGGCCCGCGCCGGCCUCCAGACUCCCUCUGCCGGCCCCCGCCCCGCGCGCCCACGCCUCCCGCUCCCGGACUUCGAGGGCCCUCCGCCCCAUUUCACCGGCGUUGGCCCAGGGUCGGGGAGGGGCCUAAUCCCGGUGGCCUCCAGAGGCGGCGGGCAGGCGGGGCCCCAUUGGGGGACGUCUUUAUAAGCGUCGCUGCCCCUCUCCCCGCCUUCCCCCGCUCCGGGCUCGGGAUGGCGCUGGGCUUAGGGGUCGUCUCCCUCCUCCUCCUCUUCCUCUUGCUGCUCGUCCUCCUCCUGGGGUUCCGCGGCCGCCGCUUCCCUCGUCUUCCCCCGGGGCCGCUGCCUCUGCCGCUGCUGGGGAAUCUGGGCCAGCUGUGGCCGGGGGCGCUGUACCCUGGGCUGCUCCAGCUCAAUGCCCAGUAUGGCCCUGUGUUCACUGUCUACCUGGGCUCCCGGCCUGUAGUCAUCCUAAGUGGUUACGAGGCUGUCAAAGAGGCACUGGUGGACCAGGCAGAGGCAUUCUCCGGGAGAGGGAAAGUAGCCACGUUGGAGAAGACCUUCAAUCAACAUGGUAUUUUUUUUGCCAAUGGAGAACAGUGGAAAUAUCUUCGGAAGUUCACCACCCUAUCUCUAAGAAAUCUGGGCAUGGGAAAGAAGGAAGGAGAAGAGCAAAUUCAAGAGGAGGCCUGCUACCUGGUCAAAGCUUUACGGGAUACCCAAGGGUCCCUGUUGGACCCUUCCCUGCUACUGUCUCAGGCCGCCUCCAAUGUCACCUGCAUUCUCCUGUUCGGGAAUCGCUUUGACUAUGAGGAUGAGAAGUUCCGAGCUGUGGCCCUCGCUGCUGCUGGCACCCUGAAGGAGAUUAGCACCUCGUGGGGACAGCUCUGUGAGAUGUUCUUGGGUCCCCUGUACUACCUGUCGGACAUUCUUCGAUAUCUCUCAGCUCCCCAUAGCCGGCUCACAGACCACCUGAGCACCCUGGCAACCUUUGUCUCAAGCCAGAUCCAGCAGCACCAGGAGAAGCUGGAACCUCAGACCCCUGUCAGAGACUUUGUGGAUGACUUCCUGCUCAAAAUGGGUCAGGAAGAAAAUGCCUCAGGGUCUGGCCACACGGAUUUCCUGCUGACCACUGUGAACCUACUCUUUGGGGGGACGGCAACAGUCAGUGCCACUCUCAAAUAUGCUUUCCUGCUCCUGCUUAAAUACCCAGAGGUCCAAGAUCGAAUCCAGGAGGAGCUGAGCCGAGAACUCGGGCAUGAACGGGCCCCCAGCCUGGCAGACCGUGGGCGUCUCCCCUACACUGAUGCCUUCUUGCAUGAGGUUCAGAGGUUCCUGGCCCUCCUCCCCAUGGGGGUGCCUCGUGCCCUCACAAAGCCCAUCUCUUUCCGGGGCUAUGACCUGCCCCAGGGCAUUGAAGUCUUCCCACUCCUGGGCUCAGUUCUCCAUGACCCAGAAUUCUUUGAGCGGCCAGAGGAAUUUGACCCAAGCCGUUUCCUGGAUGCUGAUGGCCGAUUCAAGAAAAACGAGGCCUUCCUGCCUUUCUCCUUAGGAAAGCGAAUCUGCCUUGGGGAAGGCCUGGCCCGAACUGAACUCUUCCUCUUCUUCACCACCAUCCUCCAGAAUUUCUCCCUAGAGAGUCCAUCCCCACCGGAGGCUUUGAACCUCCGGCCAGCCAUCAGUGGUUUCGCCAACAUUCCUCCAACCUUCCAGCUUCAAUUCAGGCCCCGCUGACUGACUGGGGGAGAGGGCAGCAGGAGACCCCAACCUCCGGGGCUGAUGAACUGGUGCCCCAGUUGGAAUGGACCCAAGGGGUUCAGAGGCAGGCUUCCAAAGACUCCCAGAAAACAAAGACUUAAGAAUAGAUUCAUACAUUCCAGAGACUCACUCUCAACAUGCACCCCUAGCUUUGCUCAUGAAUACAGACAGACCAGGAUCCUGUAUUUAUUCAAUUCAGCACACCCUUUAUUAGCCAUCUCCUACAUGUAAGAUAUUCUUGCCAUAGAAAGGGCCAAUUUGGAGUUGAAGAUCCGAGUUCAAAUCCUGCCUAUCCUACCUCUGUGAUCAUGGGCCAGGCAUUACCCCUUUCUGGGUGGUAUCUUCUCACUCUAAGCCCAUAAUCCACAACAACCCUCAAGCCAGUGCUUCUUCCUCACAUGCCCUAGGACACAGUGUAGAUACACCCUAGCUGUCUCUUGGGACCUUGGAGUGAGUAGGAAGGGACAGCAGGAGCCACCUAGUCCAACCAACCCUUACUUGAGCCAGAGUUCUGACUACCACAUACUUGACAGGUUUAUCUAGUAUCAGAUUGCCCUGACCUCCAGGACAGGGAAACCCACUCUGUCCCCAGGCAUCCCAUUCCACUUGAGGACACCUCUGAUGGUUA